AUGGCUGCUAACGCAGUUUAUGGUGGAGAUGAGGUCAAUGCGGUGGUUAUAGAUCUAGGCGGCUGCCUGUGCCGCGCGGGCUACGCGGGCGACGACACCCCAAAAGCGGUCUUCCCUGCAGUGGCGGGCGUGGUGGCGCCGUCGGACGCGAACGGCGUCGAGGGCAGCGGCGCAGCGGGGGCGCGUGGCAUCCAUGUAGGCAACACGGCGCUGUCCUUCAAGCGGGACGGCAUGGAGGUUGUCAGCGCACUGGGCCCUGAUGACCUGAUCCAGGAUUGGGACAUUGCAGACAAGCUGUGGACUCACGCGCUCAAGGAUCGCCUAGGCGUCAACCCGGAGGAGAAUGCCAUCAUGCUGGCAGAGCCCACCCACAACACGCGCGCCGCGCGCGAGAAGGCGGUGGAGCUGCUGUUCGAGAGCCAGCGCUGCCCGGCCCUGUACCUAGCGAAGAGCGCGGUGCUCAGCGCGUUCGCGGUGGGCAAGCAGACGGCGCUCGUGGUGGACGCGGGCUACCGGGGGACCACAGCUUUGCUCAGCUGCUUGUUUGGAUAA
Messenger RNA from Monoraphidium neglectum, 552 nucleotides. RefSeq names its product Actin-related protein 4. Gene Ontology annotation, biological process: regulation of transcription by RNA polymerase II. The coding region runs from base 1 to 552 and encodes 183 amino acids. The transcript has 6 exons. Lineage: Eukaryota; Viridiplantae; Chlorophyta; Chlorophyceae; Sphaeropleales; Selenastraceae. Gene Ontology annotation, cellular component: SWI/SNF complex; NuA4 histone acetyltransferase complex. The record is from RefSeq and is a predicted model, not a curated record. Gene Ontology annotation, molecular function: chromatin binding.